Molecule: messenger RNA, 4633 nt
Organism: Orussus abietinus
Lineage: Eukaryota; Metazoa; Arthropoda; Insecta; Hymenoptera; Orussidae
Gene: Saf-B
Product: SAFB-like transcription modulator
Exons: 15
Coding region: 227-2854 (875 amino acids)
Biological process (GO): regulation of mRNA processing; regulation of transcription by RNA polymerase II
Cellular component (GO): nucleus
Molecular function (GO): sequence-specific DNA binding; RNA binding
Source: RefSeq, a predicted model, not a curated record
GCUUCCAUUCGGGAAGUAGCGGCAGUGGUAGGCCGUAAGUUCUUCGUAUCGAGUUGUUUCAGUUCGCGAAUGCAUUCAGCGCUUCGCGGGCCCCACUAGUUUCGGAUAAAUCGGAGCGUGGCAAGAUUUCGUGAUCGUCGAGGGUGACUCGUGUAGGGUCACUGGGAAGCAAUUAAUCGUUACGUCUCGGGAGAUCCAGCCCGUGAGGAAUUACCCGGUGCGAAUAAUGGCUGAUACGGAGGGGAAAAAGCUGACGGAGCUGCGGGUUAUAGACCUUAAAACUGAGCUGGAACGCCGUGGGCUCGACAAGACCGGCAACAAAGCUGCGCUUCUUGAGCGCCUCGCUAAAGCAAUUAGCGAGGAAGGGGGAGAUCCAGAAGAGUAUCUUAUUGUACCAUGUGGUGGAGCCCCCAAGCCUAGUCCAAGGAAAAACAGUACUGCCGGAUUAGCUAAUCAGGAUGAGUCUAUGGAUGUAUCUGACCAAGUAAAGGAAGAAAGCACAGAUAAGCCAGAUAACGCUGCUGCACCAAAGAGUAAGGAAGCAGUUACCGUCUCGGAUGAUACUACACCCAAAAAAGAACCUGAAGUUCAAAAGGCAUCGGCGAAAGAAGAUCCUAAAGAAGAAGCAAAACCUGCAUUGCAGAAAACCUCUCCACAAGUAGAGCAGACUUCUGAGAAAAAAGUGGAAGAAAACACUAAUAAGAUGGACUCUGCUGCACCUCCUGCAGCAGUCGAAGCUAAUGGUAUCGACAACGAAGAUUCAAUAAAUUUAACAAUUGGAGAAGACGAGGAAAAUCUUCUGGCCGAAGAGACGGAAACAACAGAAAAACAAAAGGAUGGAGGAGAGAAGAGAUUGCAAGAAACCGCGAAGAAGGCGGACUCCAAAGGGAGCGGCAGAGGGGAGCUCGGCAACAAGGAAGGGCUCUCAUCGGGCGCGAGCGUCGGGAUCAAGAGCAAGCAGGACGGUGUCGAUGGAGGUGGCAAGAGCAGCGACAUCGUCGGCAAAGCUCAGAAGCGAGAUGAAAAGGAGAAGAAAACCUCGCAGAUCACCGCGGCCAAUGCGAGCAGCAGGAACCUAUGGGUCUCUGGAUUGUCUUCGACUACCCGUGCCACCGACCUGAAACAGAUAUUCUCGAAAUAUGGAAAGGUGAUUGGCGCCAAAGUGGUGACGAAUGCAAGGACUCCUGGGGCGAGAUGUUACGGAUAUGUCACGAUGUCGACCAGCGAGGACGCUGCGAAAUGUAUCCAGCAUUUGCACAGAACCGAACUCCACGGCCGUGUAAUUUCUGUAGAAAAGGCGAAAGGUGACUCGCAGCAGGGUCACAUGCGUAAACGAGAUUCUAAUAACGGGAAGCCCGAGAAGAAAGAGGAGAAGGACAAGGUGAAAGAAAAGGAAGAUGUCGCCGAUAAGAAGGAGAAGGAAACGAAAAAGGAAACUGACGAGAAAGGAUCCGAAGUCGUAGCUAAGAAAUCGGAAGAAAAGGAGAAGAGCGAGACUGCGGAGGAGAAGAAGGCCGAGUCCGCGGAGAAGAAGGAUGAGGAGAAGAAAGACUCCGACGCUCGGUCAACGAAAUCUACCAGCAAGAAACCGGAAAGCGAAAGGGGCAAACGCACCGAGAAGCGAAUUCGUUCCUGGGAUCGACACCGUUCGCGAACGCGUUCACGCAGCAGAGAACGUCGUCGACGGGACGAUAUAUUAACGUUCGCAAAAAUAAGGGAGGAGCGGGAAAGGCAGAGACUGCGCGAGAGGGAACGCCUGCUCCGGGAGGAGGAUCGAAGAAGACGGGAAGACAUGGAACGGCAGCGCGAAAUCGAAAGACGUCAGAGGGAAGAGGCUGCGCGGCUGGAGAGAGAACGGGAGAAGCUGCGGCGGGAACGGGAGCGGAUCGAGCAGGAGAAGGCGGAAUUGUUGCGACUGGAACGCGAGCGGCAGAAACUCGAGAGGGAGAAAUUGGAACGCGAGAGACUGGAGCUGAAGAGGCAGCAAAUGCGUUUGGAGGAAAGUCGACGCCCUCCGCCUCCACCUUCCAUCAAGAGGCCUUCGAGCGACAGAAGGGACCCGAGAGAUCUCUACGUGGAACCGGAAAGGAAGCGAAUCACGACGGAGCAUAAUCGACGGAUCAGUCCCGACAGGGUGGCGGACAGACGUCCGGAGAUUCUGGACAGAGUCUCCGAUAGGCGUUUGGAACAAUCGCCGCCGUCUAGAUACGAAUCUACCAGAUCUUCUCAAGACAUGGGCUUGAAGAAGGAUUACAAGAGAGGCAGUGAUUUCCAAUCGCGAAGCAGCCGCCUAGACGCGUUUACUGAAGUCCCACGAACCAGAGAAGUAAUCGUACGUCGUGAACCUCUUCCUGCUCCACCGUCGUCGAUUGAUCCACGCCAGGCGAAAGAAAGAUACGAUCGGAUGUCUACCACUGCGUAUAGUCGAGAUCGCGAGGCUCGAAGAACGGAACCGGAAACGCACAGAAGUUCCAGAGAUACUCACGGACGUUACAACGAUAGCUCCAAACCACCAGGAUCAAAUACACCCCGCGAAAACCGGUACGCAGAGAACAAUCGUUCGUCCAGUGGAUGGCACUCUGGCCAAACCACCUCGAAGUCUUUCAACUCGGUGCCUAGCGGAGGUCCUCGCGAUCCUCGCAGCGAGCCCUCCACCUGGAGCGGUCGCUCCUCCGAGAACGUGAACAGGUGGAACAACUCGAGCAACAUGGGAAACACAAUGCGACACCCAGGCCCACCCAUGUACCAGGGGGGUCCGAUGCAGUCCAUGGGGAUUUCGGCCCCGGGCACGGGUCCGUCUUACGAGCGAUUCGAUCCGUACAAAUCGUCGAUGCCGAAUAUGAGGAAAUAUUAAGCGACAUCUUAUGAGGCUUUCGUAAAAGGACGCUACGUGCCGAGGGCAGAGCGAACGCGUGGGACACGUCUUUCAUGGAGGGUUUUUCCAUGGAAGAUCAACGUUUCUCCCGAAGUACGAUUUAGAUUCCCUCGAGGUUGCACGCGAGCGUAACAGGUGAUCGACUGAAACUUUAGAACCAGAGUCAACGUGUCUGCAGCUUAUCGAAUUGAUCUUUAAUCAAGCGCAAUGAACUUCAUAGCUUCCCCAGGACUCCGUUUUUAAUGCGUGUACCAUUACCUCUUCGAGCUUCUUUCCCGGCCGCUUCAAUGUGGGCCGGUCUAUCAGUUGUGCCGAUUUCACUGAAUUCAGCGAACAAUUGUUCAUAAACUUAUUACGUAGAUAAACUGCUAGGUAUUUAACGUCCUGCUCUGAAAGGAGUCGUCUCCGGGUCGACCGAUCUACGAUAGGCUUCCGUACUCGUGGAAGAGUCCUUAUUUGUGAAUGAAUGGAUGUGUCGCAUGAAUGUCGAGAUUGUCCCGCGCGUAAAUAUGAAGGCGAGUAGAUCGAUGAUCAAUUUGUUGGGAGAGAUUGUUGCAAUGCGUUCUUGAUCUUUUACACGCCGCGUUUUUUUUUUGUUUUUUUUUUUCGAGGGGGACUUACGCACAUAAGCUGCGUAGAAAACACAAUUAAGGUACGGUAAUUGUAGUAUAUAAGACCUUGAUUGAGUUCCCGCCUCAAUAUGUAUUUGGCGCGAAACUCUAUCGAGUUUCUUGAUCAUACAGUAGUACGCUCGAAUACACGGACGUUAAGAAAGAUGUAUGUCAAUGUAGACGCAUAGUGUUAUACGUGCGACGUUUAAGUAACUUUAUUCGGGUCUGUUCGGUCUUUCGGGACGGAUAUUUUCUAACGAUAACGUUAUUCGUUGCUCCAGUAAUUAUCUUAAUAUUUCUGUUCGCACGGCAACAAUGAGACUUCGACCAAAGCGAGAGAAUAAUCCACGUACGAGAGGGUGUUUCAUCGCGAUCAAACUCCGAGGGGCCGAUAAAAUAAGAGCGAACAGCUUGCAAUUAGCUGGGAUCUAUUGGAAACGUGGAAAGUUCUGAACAAUUCUCGGCCUCGUUUCCCUGUAGUCCCUUUACAAUUACACUAGAUGUUACACACAUAUAUUGGCGUGUACUGCCUUUCUUGGAUAGGAAAAUAAAAUGUUUAAAUAACACGAAUGGCCGAGACCUAUUAAAAAUUAAAAUGGGCAAAUGGGAUUUAACUAUCGGUCUUCGAAAAUCAAUUUCUCCAGUUGCAAAGUCUAUUAACUAGAAGCAACGCGUUUAAGGUUAACAUUCAAAUGAAACGUGCAAUUCGCAGAUAACACGGGGAGAGUCUCGCUCGAUAAUGGGGCCCAUUAGGAUCUUGAUAGAAUUUAUUUCGUAAAAAAUUGAAAAAGAGAAACUGUCGAUUUGAAAUUUAAUCAAAACAUAUAAUCCACGUGAAACCGAAACUGUUUCCACCAGCCAUGCCAGGCUUCCGAGCUUAUUAUAACGGCUUUUUAGCGUAUCUUGGAUUUAAUAUAAUUAUUUCUCGUCGCACGACUUUUGUUUCUCUUUUUCCACCGUUGCACAAGGAUAACCGGGAGCAUGAGAUAUUCCGAAGAUCAGAGCGUCAUUCAAGUUUCUAACGUUCCUCCGACCUCGAGUCGGCGAUUCUUUGAUUCUGUCUGUAUAUGCGGCAUAUUUAUACAAGUACGGCGAUGUAGUAAAUUUCACCAUCUAUGAAUAAACACGUAAGAUAUAGCAGCGGAAA